Molecule: messenger RNA, 3947 nt
Organism: Micromonas pusilla CCMP1545
Lineage: Eukaryota; Viridiplantae; Chlorophyta; Mamiellophyceae; Mamiellales; Mamiellaceae
Exons: 3
Coding region: 645-3947 (1100 amino acids)
Biological process (GO): nuclear-transcribed mRNA catabolic process, nonsense-mediated decay
Cellular component (GO): cytoplasm
Molecular function (GO): ATP hydrolysis activity; ATP binding; zinc ion binding
Source: RefSeq, a predicted model, not a curated record
GCGUGGCCGAAGCGCGCGCCUCCGAACCCUCCGGUCGCCCGCGCGCUGAACGCGAGCGCGUCGAUCGGCGCGGGGCGGCACGGCGGCGCGCGGCGCGCGGUCGCGCCCUGCGCGAGGCGGCGCAGCGCGCGCGCCGUCGUCGCGGGAGAGGACGACGCGACCGAGGACGCGCGCGCGACGCCCGCGGGCGCGGCGGACGCGUAGUGCGCUCCAGCCAUCAUUGUACUAGUGACUCGCUCGAUGACUUCUCGUCGCCGCCAAAGACUUAGCAUUCGCGUUCGCUCAUGAGGCGCGAGUCGCGCGCGCGUGUGUCGCGGGAGUGGCUUUCCGCGUGAAGCGUUCGGAACCCGCGCGCGUCGGGGUGUAACUCGCCGGAGCGACGCCGGAGAAGGAAGCUUGAAGAAAAUGCGACUUGUUUGAGAAGGCGCUAAAAAAAUCUCCCGCCUUCACCGCCUCGUCGAGGUCGUCGCAUAGGCAAACAGUUAUACGCGGCGCCGGCGCGUACGUACAGUAGUACGAAAGCACGAAAAAAUCGCUCAAAAUCCCGGAGCGCGUCGCGCGUCGACGAAGUCGGCAGGCCGCCCGAACGAUCCCGCAGAUCUGUCGCCGCGUCGAGCGCGCGUGACCCCCUCACCUCGCGCGCGAUGUCGCAGUUCGAGGACUACGGCGGGGUCGUGGACGCCGACGGCGACGACGGGUACUCGUACCCGGACUUCACCGGCGACGGCGCCGCCGCGGGCGCCGCGAUCGACGCCGACGCCGACGCGCGCGUCGACGCCGACGAUCGCCUGGCGGCCGAUUUCGGCGCGCUCGGAAUGCGCGACUCGACGCCUCGCGACGCCGCCGCAUCCGCGGCGUCCCCCGCGUCCUCGGACGACGACGACGACGACGACGCGCCCGUCGCGGAGUGGGCGUGCGCGUACUGCGGCAUCCAAGACCCCGCGUGCGUCGCCAAGUGCGUCGCGACCGGCAAAUGGUUCUGCAACUCGCGACACAACACGCUCCCGGCGUCGUGCCUCGUGUACCACCUCGUGCGGUCGAGGAACAAGGAGGUGUGCCUCCACCGCGACUCCCCGCUCGGGGAGAUGAUCUUAGAGUGCUAUCUCACCGGGCAAAGGAACGUCUUCACGCUGGGGUUCGUGCCGUGCAAGGACGAGGAGGUGGUGGUGUUGCUCGCGAGAGAUCCCGCGAUGAACGCGCCGGGAGUGGGCGGAUCCGGCGCAUCCGGCGCGGGGGCCAACGCGCAGCUCGCCGCGCUCAAAGACAUGAACCUCGACCUGACGCAGUGGCAGCCUCUGAUCGCGGACAAGACGUUUCUCCCGUGGCUCGUGAAGACGCCGAGCGAGCAAGACGCGCUCAGGGCGCGGCAGCUCACCGCGUCUCAGGCGCGUAUUCCUUACACUGGUUCCCAUACGACCGCGUCGGCGUGCAAGCUGGAGGAGCUCUGGAAGACGUCGCCCGACGCCACGCUGGAGGACGUCAUGCGCGGGCCGGGGGAGGACGACGAGGCGCAGCCGGUCGCGCUGCGGUACGCGGACGCGUAUCAGUACCAGAACGUGUUCGGGCCGCUGUUGAAGAUGGAGGCGGACUACGAUAAGCAGCAGAAAGAGUCGCAGUCGAAGGACGGGCUCGUCGUGCGGUGGGACGUGGGACUGAACAAACGACGCGUCGCGUACUUUACGUUUCCGUCGGACGAAGAGGUGGCGCGUCUGAUGGUCGGCGACGAGCUGCAGCUGAGGCACGUGGGUACAAACGCGGACGGGACGCGAACCACGUGGGUUGGCGUCGGGUCGGUGUUGAAGUUCACCGCGAACGAAGAGGUGGGGCUGGAGCUCCGAAGCGGCGGCGGCAAGGCGCCCGUGGAACACUCCACCGGCUUCAGCGUGGAUUUCCUCUGGAAGAGCACGUCGUUCGAUCGCAUGCAGGCUGCGAUGAAAGCGUUCGCGCUCGACGAAACCUCCGUCUCCGGGUACAUCUACCACCUCCUCCUCGGGCACGACGUCGACCCGCAGGAGCUGAGAACGACGCUCCCGCAGCGGAUGUCGGCGCCGAAUUUACCCGAGUUGAACCACUCGCAAGUCAACGCCGUCGCGAGCGUGUUACGGCGACCGCUGUCGCUCAUCCAAGGCCCGCCCGGGACGGGGAAGACGGUGACGUCCGCGACGAUCGUGUAUCACCUCGCGCAGCAGAACCAAGGCCAGGUGAUCGUCUGCGCGCCGUCGAACGUCGCGGUGGAUCAACUCGCGGAGAAGAUCGAGCAGACGGGGUUGAAAGUGGUACGCGUCGCCGCCAAGUCCAGAGAGGCGGUGCUGUCCCCGGUGGAGCACCUCACGCUGCACUACCAGGUCGCACAUCUGGACUCCCCCGAGCACGCGGAGCUCGCGAAGCUACAGCAGCUGAAGGACGAGCUCGGGGAGCUGUCGUCGAACGACGAGAGGAAGUACCGCGCGUUGAAGCGCGCGACUGAGCGCGAAAUUUUACAGAGCGCGGACGUCGUGUGCACCACCGCCGUCGGCGCGGGUGACCCGCGUCUCGCGAACUUCCGCUUCCGUCAGGUGCUGAUGGACGAGAGCACGCAGGCGACGGAGCCGGAGUGUCUGAUCCCGCUCAUCAUGGGCGCGAAGCAGGUCGUCAUGGUCGGCGAUCACUGCCAGCUCGGCCCGGUGGUGGCGUGUAAAAAAGCCGCGCGCGCCGGGCUCGGGCAGUCGCUCUUCGAGCGCCUCAUCCUCCUCGGCGUGCAGCCGAUCCGUCUGCAAGUCCAGUACCGCAUGCACCCGUGCUUGUCCGAGUUCCCGUCGAACACCUUCUACGAGGGCGCGCUGCAGAACGGCGUCGCCGCCGCGGAGCGAUUGAUGACGCACGUCAACUUUCCGUGGCCGAAGCCGUCGACGCCGAUGAUGUUCUGGUCUAUGACGGGCGCGGAGGAGAUCUCCGCGUCCGGGACGUCGUAUCUCAACCGCACCGAGGCUGUCUCCGUGGAGAAGAUCGUGACGCACUUCCUGCGCGCGGGCGUCGCCCCGGAGGCGCUCGGCGUCGUCACGCCGUACGAAGGGCAGCGCGCGUACGUCGUGCAGCACAUGACGCGCGCGGGGGUGCUGCGACAGCAGCUGUACAACGAGAUUCAAGUCGCGUCGGUGGACUCGUUUCAGGGCCGCGAGAAGGAUUUCAUCAUCCUGUCGUGCGUGCGGUCGAACGAGAAGGCCGGGAUCGGGUUUUUGAACGACCCGCGGCGGCUCAACGUCGCGAUGACGCGCGCGCGGUCGGGGCUGGUCAUCCUCGGCAACCCGAAGGUGUUGUCGCGUCAGCCGCUGUUCCACGACUUGCUGCAGCACUUCCGCGAUUGCGAGUGCCUCGUGGAGGGUCCGCUCAACGCGCUGAAAGAGUGCGCGAUGACGCUGAGCAAGCCGAAGUCGCACCGCCCGGGGCGAAGUUACAUCGCGCCCCCGGGGGCGAACCCGGACUUCCGACCGAUGGAGGCGCACUCGUCCGCGCCCGGCGCGUACGACGGCGACGGGUGGCCGUCCCGCGACGGCGGCCGCGGGGGGUUCCGGGACCGCGGCGGCGCGGCGUCGAACCCGAGGAAGUACGCCGCGCCGGCGUCGCACUCGCGGCAGUACGCGAUCCCCGCGGCGGGACCGGGUCCUCCGGGGCACAACUUCGGCGCGCGGAGCGGCCACGGACAUUUCGGCGGGAUGGGGACGGGUCCGGGGUCGUCCCAGGGCGACCCGGACGGUUUGCGUUUCGACGGCGACGGGUUCUCGCAAGGGAGCGUCGGCGUCGGCGACUACGCGUACCCGAACUUCGCGGGGGACUCGCAGAGCGCGCACGGGGCGCCGUCGCAGGGUCACGGGCGGGACGCGGGGUCGUACUUUGGCGAUGGGAGGCCGUCGCAAGGGACGGACGCGGGCGGGUACACGUAUCAGAGUCAGGACUCGUCGUAUCAGUGA